UCUCCAAACUCAGAAACAAGUGGACAUUUUUUUCAAAGGAUUCUUCAUGGCUCAGCAAUCGCAUCUUCAUGUGCCUAAGUUCGGAAACUGGGAUGGUGACAACGUGCCCUACACUGCCUUCUUUGAGAAUGCGCGCAAAGAUAAAGCAAGCGGGAUUAGAAUCAAUCCAAACGAUCCACAGCAGAACCCGGAGGCCUUCCUUCCAGUUGCACCCUCUCUCAGUUUAAGCCCGGAUAAUGAGCCAUCGCCAGUCUUGCCAAGGUUUGGUAGACACAGAACCACUUACGAACAGCAGGAUGGUAGCCGCACCACAAUGUCUUCGGGAUCAAGCAGUAAUGGUAGUUCUGCCAAUCCAGUCCUUAAGCCCAAGCAUUACCACAAAAAAACAGACAGUAGCAAUGCUGAUGACUUUUCGCACAGAUCAGUGUCGGUUCCAAAAUUCGGGCAAUGGGAUGAAAAUGAUCCGAGAUCAGGGGAGGGAUUUACCGUAAUUUUCAACAAAGUGAAGGAGGAAAAACACAUAGCUGCAGCCAAGUUUCCUCCUGUUCCAAUACAUACUACCAACAAUUAUCAGCCUAGCCGUGAAAAGGAGACGAGAAAGAAAUGUUGCUGCCUGUUUUGAGGAGCAAAACAUGGAGGUUGUUGAGUUUGAUAAUGCUUCAUAUUUUGAUAUUCUCCAACUGCAGUUUUUCUAUAGCACAUGCAUGAAUCUUCUUUUAUCUCAGAGACUGUUACACAACAUUUUUUAACUGAAAUUAAAAAUUUCUUUCAACAGUUUGGAAUCUAUUUUAUUGAUCAUGUUGAGGAAAAACAAUCUUUUGUAGAUCAUGUUCUUAAUACAGUUGUAAAACGAUUGAUUAGUGCCGAAACGAGUUAAGAAUAUAUCUGCGAUGGAACAUUUUAUGA
Salvia hispanica is the source of this 906-nucleotide messenger RNA. RefSeq names its product RPM1-interacting protein 4-like. The record is from RefSeq and is a predicted model, not a curated record. Gene Ontology annotation, cellular component: plasma membrane. NCBI's taxonomy places the organism in Eukaryota, Viridiplantae, Streptophyta, Magnoliopsida, Lamiales, Lamiaceae.